Molecule: messenger RNA, 370 nt
Organism: Saccostrea cuccullata (small rock oyster)
Lineage: Eukaryota; Metazoa; Mollusca; Bivalvia; Ostreida; Ostreidae
Product: beta-hexosaminidase subunit alpha-like
Exons: 4
Coding region: 58-360 (100 amino acids)
Biological process (GO): carbohydrate metabolic process; glycosaminoglycan metabolic process; ganglioside catabolic process
Cellular component (GO): membrane; lysosome
Molecular function (GO): beta-N-acetylhexosaminidase activity
Source: RefSeq, a predicted model, not a curated record
GAAGAAUAUUAUGUUCAAAGAUUGCUGGAUAUUGUGGGUGGGCUAAAGAAAGGCUACAUGAUCUGGCAAGAAGUAGUGGAUAAUGGAGCCAAGGUUCAACCAGACACAGUUGUAGAGGUUUGGAAGGGAGGCUACCAGGCAGAAAUGAGCAAAGUUACGGCCCUUGGUUACAAAACUCUCCUAUCCUCUUGUUGGUAUCUUAACUACAUCUCCUACGGAUCAGACUGGCAAAAAUAUUACACAUGUGAACCAUAUAACUUCAAUGGAACCGCUGAGCAGAAGAAGCUUGUGAUUGGUGGAGAGGUGUGCAUGUGGGGGGAAUACGUAGACAACACCAACGUACUCUCACGGACGUGGUGAGUGGUAGAUA